UCACAAUGUGAAGCACAGUUAAAUACAGAACUAUGUGACAUCUCAAGCGGGAUGCAUUCUUUGAGUGCACUUCUUCAAAACCUUAAGGAUGUCCAAAGAGGCCUGUGCCGGUCCAUCUCCAUCAGCAGAAGCAGCCAAAACAGCAGAUCCUCCACAUCAUCAGCCACCAGCUGAGCUUCCAAGUCACUGGAAAGAUCAUCUUCCACCUUUCCAGCAUGAUUGGAUCCGGAACACAUUAUUUAAGGCCAACCUGCGAACCGGCAAGCCAGAACUAGUGUCCCAGCUGAAGCUUUGGUGGUAUCCUCCUCAGCCCCCUUUAAUUCACACUCAGCCACCCGCCUCACCCGACCUCUUCUUCUGUCGGCCCCUAUUCUUAUGGAUGCCUCUGAAGAUGUGGUUGUUUCCUCUUGCCUGUGUUCGCCCAGACUGUGGUAAGCACAGACUUACUGCGGCGGGACUUUACCGUACCGUACGCAAGGUCUUGGACAUCGACAGGUGGUAUGACCUUGCCACUGAGUAUCUGGAGUGCAAACGCUGCAAGAAGAAGUAUCCCACCUGGUCCGAGGACAUCUUGAGACAGCUGGAUAUGGGCCACCGCAGUCAGUUUCCAGCUUUGCUGACAUACAGAUACUCAUGUGACAACCGGGUGCUGAGGAUGAUGAGGGAGAGGACACUGGGCAACAGGCAACAGUGGCAACUUUACAAGAAGCUGAUGGAACAGCACAGUGAGGCAUGGACACAGCGUGUCCUGCAGUACCUGACUGCUUGCGAACCAUUCACAAGGUCCUCCCUUGUGCAGCCUCCCUGUGUUUGCUGAGCCUCCCCUUUUACCUGCCCUACCUAAACCUAAGUGGCUGUUAGCUGUGUAUGCCAGGGAUGUUCUGGGGCGACUGCACGAGGUCAAGGCCAAAAUUACAUCUGUCUUUGGCUGUGUUCUCAAGAUGGACUCCACAAAAAAGGUCACAAAGAAACUUGCCGGUGCUGCUUCAGGAACAGCUGCCUGAUGCACAAAUGUGGGAAACGAACACGGCCAAGUCCUUGUCACUGUGCUGACAGCCGCCGAGGAACAUGGACUGGACCCCAUGGCAGCUGGCCUGAUGAAACGCUACCGGGAGGCAGGAGAGGAAGCCUCAAAAGUGAUGUACGUGGACAGAGAUUGCUGCAGUCAGCACAGCCAGUCUUGGGUGAAGACUAUGUUUUCGGAGUGGGAUGAGCUCGUAGUGCGCCUCGACAUCUGGCACUUCAUGCAGCGAUUUGCUGCAGGUGUCACGACAGAGGCUAAUCCGCUCUAUGGCAUCUUCAUGGCACGUCUGUCCACGUGCAUCUUUCAGUGGGAUCCAGAAGAUGUGGCUGUCCUUCACCGUGCAAAGGAGGGUGAGCUGGCGGCAAAGAAGACUGGCCACAUCUCAGGAAGGGCGGUCAGUGCUCGCAUUACCCGGAGGGAGUUGGCACUGCACUGCCGGAGGAGGACCAGGGGGCUGGAGGA
Messenger RNA from Onychostoma macrolepis, 1486 nucleotides. RefSeq lists its product as uncharacterized. The record is from RefSeq and is a predicted model, not a curated record. NCBI's taxonomy places the organism in Eukaryota, Metazoa, Chordata, Actinopteri, Cypriniformes, Cyprinidae. The coding region runs from base 89 to 817 and encodes 242 amino acids. The transcript is spliced from 5 exons.